Molecule: messenger RNA, 5744 nt
Organism: Trichechus manatus latirostris (Florida manatee)
Lineage: Eukaryota; Metazoa; Chordata; Mammalia; Sirenia; Trichechidae
Gene: SORCS3
Product: sortilin related VPS10 domain containing receptor 3
Exons: 27
Coding region: 221-3877 (1218 amino acids)
Cellular component (GO): postsynaptic density membrane
Molecular function (GO): protein binding
Source: RefSeq, a predicted model, not a curated record
AUCCCCUUCUGGGCCAGAGUGCUAGCGGGCGCGAGGAGCGAAGCUUGAAGCGGAGCGCCAAGGCGAGCCAGCCGGAGCCACCUCCUUCCCGCCGCCUCCUCCCCACUCCCCCGACACACUCGCUCUCUGGCUCAACGACGCGCGCACACUUUCAGCGCCGGACCCGCACCUCGGCGGGCGCCACACACUCGGCAGCCGGAGCCGCGGCAGCCGCAGCGGGAUGGAGGUAGCGCGCACGGAGCGCCCUGCAGGCUGGCCUGGGGCGCCCCUUGCCCGGACAGGGCUCCUGCUCCUGUCGACGUGGGUCUUAGCUGGGGCCGAGAUCACUUGGGGCGCGGCGGGCGGUCAAGGGCGCACCUUGGCUCCGGCUUCAUGGCCACCGGCGCUGCCUCUUCUCGCUCCGCGGGCAGUGGCGAGCCAGUGGUCGGAAGAGCAGGCGACGGCGCGCAGAGGCGCCGCGCUGGGGCGCCGGCCCAGACCAGAGCUGCUGCUCCAGCCAGGCGGCGGCGAGAAGCGGGGAAAAGCCGGGGGUAUGCCGGCGGCGGGCGCGUGGUGGGGCCAGGUCAUCCCCGCUCCUGGCAAGGCUGGCGGCGCGAGGAGUCGCCGCGCGCAGCCCCCCAGCACCCUGGAGAGCGGGGAUGCCUGGGCCACUGCCCCGGCCGAUGGUUCUAGAGCCAGCCGCACUGUGGACAAGGGGCUCCGGGAGGACGGGAAGGCGCCGCGGGCCCGGGGGGCAGCAGCCGAAGAGCUCCGGCUGCCCAGCACCUCAUUCGCGUUGACGGGGGAUUCGGCCCACAACCAGGCCAUGGUGCACUGGUCCGGACACAACAGCAGCAUCAUACUUAUCCUGACAAAGCUGUAUGACUUCAACCUGGGGAGCGUGACUGAGAGUUCACUGUGGAGGUCAACAGAUUAUGGCACCACCUAUGAAAAGCUGAAUGACAAAGUGGGUUUGAAGACAGUCCUUAGUUACCUCUACGUCAAUCCCACCAACAAAAGGAAGAUCAUGCUUCUUAGUGACCCUGAAAUGGAGAGCAGCAUACUGAUCAGUUCAGACGAAGGGGCGACCUAUCAAAAGUAUCGGCUCACCUUCUACAUCCAGAGCUUGCUCUUUCAUCCUAAGCAAGAGGACUGGGUGCUGGCCUACAGCUUGGAUCAAAAGCUCUACAGCUCCAUGGAUUUUGGAAGACGGUGGCAACUCAUGCAUGAACGUAUCACACCCAACAGAUUUUACUGGUCGGUGGCCGGUUUGGAUAAGGAGGCAGACCUGGUGCAUAUGGAGGUGCGGACAAACGAUGGAUAUGCUCACUACCUCACCUGCAGGAUCCAGGAAUGUGCCGAGACUACUCGGAGUGGGCCCUUUGCUCGUUCCAUUGACAUCAGCUCCCUGGUUGUGCAAGAUGAAUAUAUCUUCAUUCAGGUGACAACUGGUGGAAGAGCCAGCUACUACGUGUCCUAUCGAAGAGAAGCCUUUGCUCAGAUAAAGCUGCCCAAGUACUCUCUGCCGAAGGACAUGCACAUCAUCAGCACAGAUGAGAACCAAGUGUUUGCAGCGGUCCAAGAAUGGAACCAGAAUGACACCUACAACCUCUACAUCUCAGACACACGCGGGAUCUACUUCACUCUGGCCAUGGAGAACAUUAAGAGUAGCCGAGGUCUAAUGGGAAAUAUCAUAAUUGAAUUGUAUGAGGUAGCAGGUAUCAAAGGGAUAUUCCUGGCAAACAAGAAAGUGGAUGACCAGGUGAAGACAUACAUCACGUACAACAAGGGCAGGGAUUGGCGCCUCCUGCAAGCCCCAGAUGUGGACCUGAGAGGGAGCCCAGUGCACUGCCUGCUGCCCUUCUGCUCCUUACACCUGCAUUUGCAGAUCUCUGAAAAUCCGUAUUCCUCAGGGAGAAUCUCUAGCAAGGAGACAGCCCCAGGACUUGUGGUGGCUACAGGCAACAUUGGCCCGGAACUCUCAUAUACUGAUAUUGGUGUGUUCAUCUCUUCCGAUGGGGGCAACACGUGGAGACAGAUCUUUGAUGAAGAGUACAAUGUCUGGUUCCUAGACUGGGGUGGCGCCCUCGUGGCCAUGAAACACACACCUCUGCCAGUCAGGCAUUUGUGGGUGAGUUUUGAUGAGGGCCACUCCUGGGACAAGUAUGGUUUCACUUCGGUCCCUCUCUUCGUCGACGGGGCUCUGGUGGAGGCAGGAGUGGAGACCCAAAUUAUGACAGUUUUUGGCCACUUCAGCCUCCGCUCUGAAUGGCAGCUAGUGAAAGUGGACUACAAAUCCAUCUUCAGCCGGCGAUGCACCAAGGAGGACUAUCAGACCUGGCACCUGCUCAAUCAGGGGGAACCUUGUGUCAUGGGAGAAAGGAAAAUAUUCAAGAAACGCAAGCCAGGAGCUCAGUGUGCCCUGGGCCGAGACUACUCUGGGACGGUGGUCUCAGAACCCUGCGUCUGUGCUGACUGGGACUUCGAGUGUGACUAUGGCUACGAGAGACAUGGGGAGAGCCAGUGCGUCCCAGCUUUCUGGUACAAUCCAGCAUCCCCAUCAAAGGACUGCAGCCUUGGGCAGAGCUACCUUAACAGCACUGGGUACCGCAGGAUCGUGUCCAACAACUGCACAGACGGGCUGAGGGAGAAGUACACUGCCAAGGCCCAGAUGUGCCCCGGAAAAGCCCCUCGGGGCCUCCACGUGGUGACGACUGAUGGGCGCCUGGUGGCAGAGCAGGGGCACAAUGCCACAUUCAUCAUCCUCAUGGAGGAGGGUGAUCUCCAAAGGACAAACAUCCAGCUUGACUUUGGGGAUGGGAUUGCCGUGUCCUAUGCCAACUUCAGCCCCAUCGAGGACGGCAUCAAGCACGUGUACAAGAGUGCGGGGAUCUUCCAGGUGACAGCCUAUGCAGAGAACAACCUGGGCUCAGACACGGCUGUCCUCUUCCUGCAUGUGGUUUGUCCUGUGGAGCAUGUUCAUCUCCGAGUUCCGUUUGUCGCCAUAAGAAAUAAAGAGGUCAACAUCAGUGCAGUCGUGUGGCCCAGUCAACGGGGGACCCUUACCUAUUUCUGGUGGUUUGGCAACAGCACAAAGCCCCUCAUCACCUUGGAAAGCAGCAUUUCCUUCACAUUCCCUGCAGAGGGAUCCAACACUAUCACUGUCCAGGUGGCUGCUGGGAAUGCCCUUAUCCAGGAUACAAAAGAUAUCGCAGUUCAUGAAUACUUCCAGUCCCAGCUCUUAUCCUUCUCUCCUAAUCUGGACUACCACAAUCCUGACAUUCCUGAGUGGAGACAAGACAUUGGCAAUGUCAUCAGGAGAGCACUAGUUAAAGUAACUAGUGUCCCAGAAGACCAGAUCCUGGUGGCUGUGUUCCCUGGCCUUCCCACAUCAGCAGAGCUCUUUAUCCUUCCCCCCAAGAACUUGACAGAGAGGAGGAAAGGCAAUGAAGAGGACCUGGAACAAGUUGUAGAGAUGCUGUUUAAUGCUCUAAACCAGAACUUGGUUCAGUUUGAGCUGAAGCCAGGAGUUCAAGUUGUUGUGUAUGUCACUCAGCUGACAUUAGCUCCAUUGGUGGACUCUAGCCCUGGGCACAGCAGCUCAGCCAUGCUUAUGCUCUUGUCGGUGGUGUUUGUUGGCCUGGCUGUGUUUUUGAUUUACAAGUUUAAAAGGAAAAUCCCCUGGAUUAAUAUCUAUGCUCAAGUCCAACAUGACAAAGAGCAGGAGAUGAUUGGGUCCGUGAGCCAAAGUGAAAACGCCCCCAAAAUCACCCUCAGUGACUUCACUGAGCCUGAGGAACUGCUGGACAAAGAGCUGGACACCCGGGUCAUAGGAGGCAUUGCCACCAUUGCGAACAGCGAAAGCACAAAGGAGAUCCCCAACUGCACUAGUGUUUAAUACCAACAAGCCACGUGGUCAACCACCUUUCUGACUUAUUUUUGAUGAUUCCUAUUACUAUUAUCAUGGAAAAAGUGAAUAUGUCUUUUUUACCUUUUGUUUACCAAGGACCCCUUCGUAAGCAGGCAGAUGCUUAGCUUUGGGAGAAAAAGGCAUUCUUAGCUAAUUAGAAAGAGAGAAAAAGAAAAGUGGCUGUAUUUGGGCUAAGGGCAAAGGGCAUAUCUUCCCACAGCUUCCUUGCUUUAUUCUGCCAGCGGUAGCGCCAGGACUCCCUUUUUCCUUGUGGUCUCUCUUUCUUUUAUUUUUUAAGUUGGCUUGGCUUUUUGUUAACCUCCCAUCUCCCCGCUAAAAAUCACCAACCUCCCCACCUCACCCCCACACACACAUCCGAAACAAACCGUUUCCUAGUUGGAUCGCAGGAGGUAGGUUAGUGGGGAGUGGACGUGGCUGCAGAAAGCAUGCACACCUGUAUGAAAGGGGCCCUGAUUUGUGCAUGUCAAUAGCAAAGCUACAGACGGCUUAUUGUAUAUAAUUACAGUGUAAAUAGCCUUUUAUUUCCUAAGAAAUAAUUUAAUGUUUAGUAAAAAAGAAAAAAGAAAGACACGUGUGUUGGCUUACGCACUCACCCUCGGAGCUGACCAACCCCCAGGCCUGCUUGUUGUGCUGGGUUCUGGAUGCUCUCCCUUUGUCGGUCACACUUAACUCUUGCAUUGCCGUGUUCAUGCCACAGCUGGUUUCUACUUAUGUAUAUACAAGGGAGUGGGGGGGGCUUCUUUGGGGCAAUUGAUGAAGGAAGGACUAUAGAGACCUCAUAGAACCUGAGGGUCUUUUGGUUCCAUCAGUGACAUGGAAGAAAUUGUAAGAUGAAACCUACUAGAGACUACAAACUGAGACUCAGAUGGGGAAACGAGGCUUCCCCUCCCCCAAAAAAUAAGUUGAGGGUAUUUUAUCAGCCUGAUAUAGUUUCCUCUAAAGAAAUAAGGCGAUGGAUCUAAAAAUGAUGAUGAUUGUGUUUGCUGAUUGGAUUCCAUGGAGAUGUGUAAUACUUGUGAUGAAUUCUCAGGCUAUCCUAAGCUCAGAAAAGUCCCCUGGGUACUAGGGUAAGCCCUGUGAGUGCCUCCUGGCAUGGGUAGUAGAGGUAGAGAGGUUGGGAAAGAGGUGACGUUUGUGGGCUCAUGAGUCCAUGGAAAUCCUAUAGGCCAAAUAGGGCUCUAGCCUUUAAUGAUAUUAGUUAAAGAAGAUUUUAGCCCAACUGUGCUAUUUGCUUGUCAGAUGUACACAACUUCCUUAAAGUGAAAUGUCUGCCUUCAGUUCCCUUAAGGUAGUUCUUGCGUCUGGGGUGAGUGGCUUUCAAAGCCGAUAUUCUCUUUUCUAGCACCACAGCCCCUUCACACAUUUACACAAAUCAAUUUUUUUCCGUAGGGUCACUUGAAGCCAUGCUGUAAGCAUUCUUUUUAUUUUCAGGUACAGCCUGAGCACACUUGUUUUAAAAAAAAUUAUAUACUGUAUAUAUAUGGGAGGAAAGGCCACAUUUUGUACUUGUUAAUUUUUGUGGGAUGUUGUUUGCAUUCUUCUCUGUGAGAUGCAGAGAGAAUGUGAUAUAGAGAAAUCUGGCUGGCAACAGCAUAGACAAAUAUUAGGAGCAUUUCUAAAAAUCCUGCUUUUUUGUUUCAAGGGUUAAACGGGGCAGACUAUUGCAAUACUUGUACUAAACACUGGAAUACAAAUGCAUGAGUCAUAUCUGUCUCUACAGUAUAUGGACAUAUACUGUUCUUGGUUUUAUUGUUCCAUUUGAAUAUUUCUACUGUACAAAAGACAGUGGUUUUGAAAUUGUUGAAAAUAAAUGUAUUUUUGUACAUCAAAGCUA